Molecule: messenger RNA, 6808 nt
Organism: Cottoperca gobio
Lineage: Eukaryota; Metazoa; Chordata; Actinopteri; Perciformes; Bovichtidae
Gene: spred1
Product: sprouty related EVH1 domain containing 1
Exons: 6
Coding region: 635-2008 (457 amino acids)
Biological process (GO): negative regulation of MAPK cascade; multicellular organism development
Cellular component (GO): membrane
Molecular function (GO): protein kinase binding
Source: RefSeq, a predicted model, not a curated record
AGUUCGAUUAAAGCAGAUGUCCACCAACUUCUGAAGGAAAUUUCAAGUCUAGAAGCUUUUACUUUACGCGUCAGUAUUAAUAUUGAAAACAGUUAAACCAUUUUUUUUCGGCUUUGGAUGCCUUUACUGCAAAUUACUCGGACACGUUGACGGAGCAACGCUCCACAGCGCUUUUUCAAGUGUUGUCCUGGACCUGAAGUUGGCGAAUGGAUGCUCGACAGCCAGCCAUAAAUAACCUGCCAAACGUUACAGUCUACAGCAAUUUCUACAUUUUUUGAGGAUCUAUUCACAUUUUUGCAAAGCGGGGAACUGUGUUUGUUGAAGAGGAUGAUCCCGAUGGCCCAUUUGUUGUGGUCGGAUUUUACUUCCAGGGAGGAUAAAAUGAAUCAACGAUUGUCAUUCCUCCUCGCGAUUUAACGUUAGUUUCAGGCAGCAAAGCUAGCGUUAAGCUAGCUCCACUUGGCUCUCAAAGGGACGCUUAGUUAGGCAUGCCCCAUUGUACAUCAUUUACUUACUAUCCAAAAUAGGGGUAAUUUCUAUAUGUGAAGGAAAAUGGUGAUAUUUGUGGUAUUUUAUCCCGCCGUCACUGCGUCGUCGAUGCUAUUGCUAGGAUUUGGAUCCCCGUGAGGAAAAAAUGAGUGAAGAUUCAACAAAUCCAAACAACGAUGACAGUUAUGCGCGUGUGAGAGCAGUGGUCAUGACUCGGGAUGACUCCAGUGGUGGGUGGCUUCCCCUGGGGGGCGGAGGCCUUAGCUGUGUCACCGUCUAUAAGGUCAGCAGGGCGGAGGACAGCGGCAGCAUCCACAGUGGAGGCAGCGGAGGAAGCAGCAGCAACCUCAGCCCCUGUAGCUCCAGUCCUAGUCCCAGCCCCAGCCCCAGCCUCAGCCCCACCGCUGUGGAAUUUCACAUCAAGGGCGAGAGGCUCAAAGACAAAUUGGUGGUGCUGGAGUGUGUCCUGCAGAAAGACCUAGUAUACAACAAGGUCAACCCCAUCUUCCACCACUGGAGGAUCAACAACAAGAAGUUCGGGCUGACUUUCCAGAGCCCUGCUGACGCCCGUGCUUUUGACCGGGGCAUACGUCGGGCCAUUGAGGACAUCAACCAAGGUUUUCGGCCGUUUGGGGAAGGGGAUACUCCCGAGGAUGGACUACCGGUGUGUGAUGAGCCUCCCUCCAUCUGUACCCCAAUGAAAGAGCCCUUCUCUCCCCUGAACCACGUCGUCUCCACCGAGCCAUUCAGGGGCUGCUACGUCCGUGCCCAACCCUUCGACGAGUUUCCUUCCAGCAACCGCCGCUACCUGCCUCCACAGGUCUCCUUUAAGUCGACUCGUCAUGUCAGUUUUCACAUGGACGAAGAGGAGAUUGUUCGCAUCAACCCACGCAAAGACGUGCUCAUCCGCGGCUAUGAGGACUACCGCCACCCUGUCAUGUGGAAACAGGAGGCCGACCGCGAGGACAUGGACUUCCCCACCGCCUUCCACAAACUGGACAGUAAGAAGUGCGAGUACCUCUUUCCCGACGGCCCGUGUGGGGACUCCCACUCUGGCCCUGGUAUGGGCAUUGGAACAAGUAUGGGUUUGGGUCUGGGCAAGGACACAGCCAUCAAGACUCAGCCCUCGCCAUUGCUCAAGUCCAAGAAGGGCCGGCGGCGGCGAGAAGACGGCGAGCGUUCGCGCUGCAUCUACUGUCGGGAGAUGUUCAACCACGAAGACAACUGGCGGGGGCAGUGCCAAGACGCCCCCGACCCGAUCAAGCAGUGCAUCCACAAAGUCAGCUGCAUGCUGUGCGCCGAGAGCAUGCUGUACCACUGCAUGUCCGACUCCGAGGGCGACUUCUCAGACCCCUGCUCAUGUGACACAUCUGACGAGCAGUUCUGCCUGCGCUGGCUGGCCCUGGUGGCGCUCUCCUUCAUCGCGCCCUGCAUGUGCUGCUACCUGCCUCUGCGCGCCUGCCACCACUGUGGCGAGGCCUGUCGCUGCUGCGGGGGCAAGCACAAGGCCGCGGGGUGACCCGACAACGGACUCUGGGACACCCUCAAAGCUAGCUAACACAGGAAGUGGAUAAAAGCGGAAAAUUAAAAAGCCGGCAUCCUUUUUUCAUUCCCCUCUCAGACGGGGUGAUAUGUUGUUGAUCCCCAGCUCUGAGGGCUUUUGGAGAUUUCAGUUUGUGUUUGUCGCCGACAAGCAGCAGUGGAGGACAAACCAUAUGCUUUGUGGGAGCUCUGAGCAUCAAGCUAAGUUCAGGAGCUUAAUCUGAGGAGAAGAGCAGGAGGCAGCGUCAAGAUUAAUAGACUUGGAGAUGUUACUAAACACACCUGUGUACACACACACACAAUACACACAUACACACACACACACACACACACACACGCACACACCCCUAUCUCUUACAUUCGCACUCAUGCAUUGACAAAAGCCAGGCCACAAAUGUCAGAACUCUACUACAAGAAAUGUGUAACUUUAUGAAGGAAAUUGUCUUUUGUACAGAGAGCGACAACUUAAUGACAAAAAAAGAAAACAAAACUAUUCUGCGUUCAGAAAAAAUACUUGCUGUUUGAGUAUGCUAAAAGGGAUAUGUUCUUGCUUUUUUGUGAAUUUACAGUUGGGUAACAGUGGCCUUUCCUUCACGGCUUAAGCAUUUGCUGACAAUGUAAUUACUAGACAGAGAAAAGUGCACUAGAAAUGGUAUUCCCCCGAGUAAAGGUAACCCCUCUCAAAUUCUCGUGGUACAUUAACCACCAUAUGUAGUGUAAUUUUAACAUUUAAGAGAUGUUGCUGUGGUGGAUGUAUCGCCAAAUUCCUUGUUUUUUUUCCUUUCCAUCGAAUGUUGGAAAAAAAAAAUCAAAAAGGUAACAUCUUGUUUUUGAAGGUACAGCUUUAGGUAUGGCUUUUUGACAUUCAAUAAGAAGACGUUAAAAUGAUAACCUCGCUUUCCCCGAGGUGAUUUAGACCAUUUGAUUGCAUUCCAAAAAAUAAAGGGAUCGAUUCCGUGAUUAGAAGGGAAAUGAUGGCAAAGACUUUACCGUGCCGAUGUUCCCCAAAAUAGGUUUUUUUCCAACGUCAUGAAAAAUAGUAUUAGAACUUCUUGAAGCCAAUACAUGACAAUUCCAUUUACUCCAGUGAAUUUCAGUUUUAGUCCAGUUAUUUACUGCUGUCGUAAAAUUGGUGUUUUUUGUUUCUUAUUUGUUAUUUUCCUGCUCAUUUUCUAAUUAUUUUUUAAACAAAAGGCUGAAAUGUUGCUCAACCAGCAAGUUUUGUUUCGGUGAGUAAAGGGGUUUCAGUGCUCCUUGGUUAAAUGAUGAGGCACUUAAAUUAGGUUAUUCUUUUAUUUAGAAUUCCUCAGAUUAAAAAUGUUUAGUCUGUACAUAUAUUUGACUAAUUUAACGUUCAAUUAAGCGUUGGGGGGGGGGGGAAACCCUCCUGAAAGCACUGCUCUCCCAAGCUUUGGUUGCAGCACCCUCUCCAAAUUUCCAUGUUUGUCCCAUGAAUCAGUUUUUCUUUUUGUUUUCUUUUUUAUUUCCCCCUCAUAUCCUGUGUAACUGUAGUAUUUCUUUGUUCCUCAAAAGGUCCACUCCUUCCGUACGUCUUCAUCUAACAGGCCCUGGAUGAAUGAAUGCAUUGUUUCAGGAAUGCUGAGUAUCUUAGCUAUUAAAAAAAAACAUACAGGUGUGAUGUAUGUAUGUGUGUGUGUGUGUGUGUGUGUGUGCGUGCGUGUGCGUUUGCGUGUGUGCAUAGGUCUUCAUAUGCACUGUUGAUUUGGUGUCGUGUAACGUCACCACUGACUAUGUGAUUAAGGCUUUGGCUUGUAACAGCGUCCUGUUUCCCGAAGCUUCUUUGUCUGUUGAACAAAGAGACGAUCGAACUGUUAAAGGAACAGUUCGACAUUUUGGGAAAUUCGCUUCUCUGCUUUCUUUUUUUUUUCACGAAGGUUGGAUGAGAAGAUCAAUUCAAGCGUCUUAUCUGUAACUGUCUUUUGUUAGCUUAGCAUAACAACUGGAAACGGUUAUCCUUGGCUCUGUCCAAAUGUAACAAACUCUGUCUACCAGCACUUGUAAAGUUUACUGAUUGACAUGUUAUAUCUCAUUUGUUUAAUUUGUUCAAAAACUAAAGUGUAAAAAUGAUAAUUUGCAGUUUUACUGCGGGACACGGGUGGGACUAUUUCUGGGAUGGACUCAGUGACUAUCUGGAGUCCUGUUGUCACCACGAGGUCACUGAGCCGAGCCAAGAAAUAGUCCCACACACACAACCCCUCCUUAAAACCGCACUUUGUCAUUGUUACACUUUGUUAAAUAGUGAGCUUUACUGGUGGCGGUAGGAGAAUGUUGUUACCAGGUUAGCUGUUUGCAGCCUUAAUGCUAAGCUAAGUGAAGCAGCUGUUGGCUUCAUAUGUAAUUGGCUAUAAUAUGAGGGCGGUAUCAAUCUUCUUAGCUAACUCUCACAAAAGAAAGGAAUUAAGCCUAAUUCCCAAAAAUGUCAAACUACUUCUUUAAGAUCUUGUCGGAAACAGGGAGUCUAGUUGUGUUUGAAUCCCAUUUCCCACCCAAAAAGAGAAGAACAGUUAUAAAUUGAACAUGUUUGGUCACAAAACCCUUGUUGACUCAAACUAGUCCGAACAAACAACAAACUCCCAACAGUAAUAACAGUUCAGUUUGGACGUCCGGCUGCAAUAACUGAUGCAAUUAUAAUUUAACUAAAGGCAUUAGCAUGUUUGAAAUGAGUGCCACUUGUAAUUCCCCUUUAGUGUUUUAACUGCAGAUUUGAUACAACAUCCAUGUGCUGUUGCUAACAGAUAUGCAUCUCCUCUCACCUCCUGUCACUCCUGGUUUAAAAGAAAUAAUGUAGUAACACCUACACGCCAAGACUGGAUUACAGGAGAAACAUUUAUUUUCCUAAUUCCGCCCCGACUAACGCUCCCUUUACUUUCUAUGCAAACUUUCUAACGUGGGAAACACAUUGACCUCUGUGCAGGCUGAGUCAGUGAUGGGAUAGGACACUUUAACGCUAUAUAUAUAUGUGUAUAUAUAUAUAUACACAUACAUAUAUAUAUAUAUACAUAUAUGUAUAUGUAGAUGCCCAACCAGUGGUACCAAACUCCAAACAACCUGUAAAUACUUAACACUAUAUUUAAGUUCUGAUAAUAAUCCCAGCUUUUUUUUUUGUCUUUGAAAUGUUAAAGAUAGAGCUGUAUUUAUCGUUGCUGUCAGCAUAUACUGUAGCUUCAAUUGACAGCAUUAUGUACAUAGGUCACCUUUUAGUAUUAUUUCACAUUGAAAAGUAGAGGGCGUUUGUGAUGGAAAUGACUAUUGAGCUUCUAAUAGAGUUUCUCUCUAGUUUUGUACGGUAGAAGGAAGGAUAGUGCUAACACGGUACAGUAGUGGCAGUCCACUUGUUUCAAAAGUUUGAUAUAUAAAUAUAUAUAUACAUACAUACAUAUAAAGCUGCUAGAUACAAUCACUAAUUUUAUUACGUUGACAGAGGAAAUCAGCUAUGAACGACUGUUAAACCCUAAUUCUCCAACAGCAUAUAACCAUGACGGUGAGUUUUUAAAUGUUUGAUUGCUCUGUGUGAUGAAGUGGACACUUGUGCAUGUGUGUGGGUGCGCGAGUGUCACUAUAUACGUGCGUUCUUGUGUGCCCACGAGUGAGUGUGUGUAUGUGUGAGUGUACUGUGUGCGUGCGUAUGUUGGUUUUCAGUGUGCUGGCUGUGUGUGUGUGUGUGUGUGUGUGUGUGUGGGUUGGUGUGUAACCAAAUGUUUGGUUGUGUCAUAUUCUCCCAUUGUAAUUGGAUUGCCCUGCGUUAUUGCAAGCUGAACCAAGGUUUGAUGAACCUGAUUAAAACUUGCUGGCUGAGAAGCAAAAUGUAGGACGUGCAUUUAUACAAAGUGUAGAGAAUGCUGAAAUAACACUUCUCAUUCUGCAUUAACCAGCACAGUGCAACUUCCUGUCAUGUACUGUAUUAUAUAUGCAACAUGUGUCUGUCUGCUUUAAUAUAUAUAUUUUUUUGACCUGCAUUAUAUAAGACUUCAGUUUUAACCACUUUGCUGCUAGUCUUUUAUCCUCUUUCAAUCUUGGAAAAUUGUGCAUAUCUUUUGGGAAUGCAUACAAGUGUACAUUCUUGACAUUGUGUAGAUUAAAAAAAGAAAAAAGCUAUAUAAACCUGUUUCUCUUCAGUGUAUUGUUUUUAAAAAGGUUACUUUUCACAGCAGUUGAGUGGUUAUGUUUCAAUUCUCCGAUGCUUUGGUGCACUGAUGAUACUAUAUGUAAGCUUUUUUUCAUCUUACAGCGCUUGAUGUAACAUUUAUGUGAUUAGUUCUAAAUAGUGGAAGACAUUUGUGUUUUGAAACUUGCAGUAUAAAUGGUACUACUCUUAACUAUUCUGUAAACACUGCCUGUUUUCUUUCUUUUUUUCUUUCUUUCACUCUCUUUGUGCAUAUUUCUUUCCUGUGCAUCUUGUUUUUUUUCUUGAAGUUUCUUAAUGCCAUCGGCUUUCACAUCCUGACAACCUCAAAAAAGUGCCUCACGUCCAUCCUAGUUUCCAUUUUAUAAUUUAACAUCUAUCGUUUCGGUUCUAUUGGUUUCUACACUAGGUUUUUCUUAUCAUGGUUCGAGAAUACCAAGUAUAUGAUUUAUAGUCCCAAUAACUCAUGUCAUAGUUGUAUUUUCUUUAUACAGAUGUAGCUCGUUACUUUUCAUAAAUAUAUAAUGUAAAUAUGCAUACAUAUGUUUGUAACUGUUUUUAUGUUACAUCAUACACUUGUAAUUUGACAUAUCAAAUAACAUUAUCAUAAUAAAAUGGUGAGUUUUAAUCUUU